UUGGUUCAGUCAGUGUGUCUUUCUUUUGUCCACACAAGGAAUGCGAAACCGUAAAAAAAGAAAAGUCACCCCGUAGUUCCGAGGAAGGGCUGUGUUCAGCGGGAAGUCUCGCGAUAGUUCCGGUGACCGUAACAUGGCGGUGUCUUGUGUUUACAAAUUCGCAGCAUGACUUCGUGACUGCUGCUAUCCCAGUCCAGUGUGCUGCUACGUUGUUGGCAUUCGAAUACUCCAUUUCGGUAAAGAAGAGGUUCGCCUUUGCCGUAGAGGCUGUGAAACCUAAUAGAAAAACCGUAAGGCCGACCAAAGAGUGUCCCGUGUAGUGGGUGAGGUGAUGACCACAACCUCCCCCAGACAUCCACAGUGCAGGAAGAAGCACCCUAGUAGCACCUACCACACUAACGUCUGACAGGCAGGGAGCCAGGAUAUACAACUCAGCACUGUGACGCCGGGGGAAAGAAGAUUUGAGAGGAAGCACCGAAGGAUAGGACGAAAGAGUGAUCGAGAGAGAUGUCUGGUCCAGUAGAGGGGGGUGAAAGUGGGGAUGUGGCAGAAGUUGGGCGGGAGGCAGAGGCGGAAAGCGAGCCUCCUCAAUCAGCUCCACCUCUAUCCCAGGGUGAGUUCUUGGAACUGGGGGAGAAUAAAGAAGAGGCCCCUCCAGCGGCUAAGCAGCCCAGGCUCAGUGGAGAGGGGUUGGGGCUGAGUCUCAGCCUGGACCCCCCUGAUACACAUGGAGGACCCAUAGAACAGGCAGGAUUGGGGCAGGAAGACUUGGCUGUACUGACCCAUAAUGGAGACGCCAACCAGCCAAGUGUGAUGGAAGGAGGAGAAGACGACAUUGGAGCCAAAGAAGUAGAAUGGCAUGAGAAUGGAGCUCCUUGUGAGGAUCAUGGCACAGGAGAGGAGAAGGUGGAAGAGGGGGAACAGGAAAGCUCAGCUGAAAGCACUAGCGAAGGACAAAACCUGGGUCUCGAUUUCAGCCAGAACCCCCAGAUGCUGACUGGUUCCUGGGCUGAGUACUCCAGCCUCCCUGAGAACUACCUCAAGGGCUGCAAAUGGGCCCCAGAUGGCUUGUGCAUCCUGACCAACAGUGCAGACAAUGUGCUGCGUGUCUACAACCUCCCCCCUGAGAUCUACAGCUACAACUGGGACCUGCUCACUGAGAUGAGUCCAGUGCUGAAGAUGGCAGAGGGGGACACCAUCUAUGACUACUGCUGGUACCCCAAGAUGAGCUCCCUGGACCCUGACUCCUGCUUUAUAGCCAGCAGCAGUCGUGAUAACCCGGUCCAUAUCUGGGAUGCGUUCUACGGGGACCUGCGUGCCAGCUUCAGACCCUACAACCAUCUGGACGAGCUGACCGCAGCCCACUCCCUCUGCUUCUCCCCAGACGGGUCACAGCUCUACUGCGGCUUCGACAAGACAGUCAGGGUGUUCUACACAGACAGGCCUGGACGAGAUUGUGAGGAAAGGCCCACUGUAGUGAAGAAGCAGGGUCAGGGUCAGAGUGGCAUCAUCUCCUGCAUGGCGUUCAGCCCGUGCCAGUCUGUGUACGCCUGUGGCUCGUACUCCCGCACCGCAGGCCUCUACUCCUGCCAGGACGGCUCUCAGCUGGCCCUGCUGCCGCCCAGGCACCACGGGGGCAUCACACACCUCACCUUCUCACCCGACGGACACUACCUGUACACUGGGGGUCGCAAGGACCCAGAGAUUCUGUGCUGGGACCUGAGGGACCCGGGAAAGAUUCUGUUCUCUCUGAAAAGGAAUGUGGCCACCAACCAGCGGAUCUACUUCGACCUGGACCCGUCUGGCCGGUACUUGUUGAGUGGUGAUACAGAGGGGGUGGUGUCAGUGUGGGACACCCUCACAGCUCCCCCCGAUGGUAACCAGGAGCUACUGCAGCCUCAGCUUCACUUCCAGGCCCAUAGGGACUGCACCAAUGGCAUCAGUGUCCACCCCUUUAUGCCGUUGCUGGUGUCGUCCAGCGGGCAGCGCCAGUUCCUCUCCCCGGGGGACAGUAGUGAUGGAGACUCCUCGGGCUCUGAGGGAGAUGUCGUGAUGUUAUCACCUACCCCAGAGGUCAGACAGGACAACGCUCUGACUGUGUGGUGGGCCGGACCACUUAGCCCAGCCAGCGAGGGGGCGCAGGAGGAACCACCGCCAGUGGUAGUGAUUGAUUGAUUGUGGAUUAGCCCAGCUCAACCCCCCCCCCCCCCUCUGGACUGAACAAAUAUCAAACUGCCAAUAUGAGAAAAUGUAGUAGUAGUACGUUUUCUGUUUAAAAGUAUGGCAAUCAAUAUAUUGAGUUGUCCCUUGGAUCCAACGAAUUACAGUUUCCCCAGUCUCGAAGCCAAGGUACAAACUAUUGUGAACGCUAACAUGCUACUAUGCUAGCAGGGAGCUUACCAAUUCCAAACUAAAUGUAAUUGUAAAACCUCUCAGGUUCAGAUGACCACCACAGCCAGACCAGGCCCUGUGUGUUGGAUGAGCACAGUGUACGUUGCGUUGUGUUGAAUGUACACCAAUCUACCAUCCAAUCAUAUGUUGCUCUAGGGGAGUGUUCAGUUUACCUCGUGUUAGUCUUUUUUUAUUGUUGUAAGUGCCAAGCUGGUGCCAUGGCGUCGCUAUACAUCAGUAAAUGUAUAUUUUUGUAAAGCCAUGAUGAAUAUUGUAGUUUCUGAAUGUAUUAAAAUCGGUAAGCAGUUAGCAUAAUUGCAGUAACCACAAACAGACGGAUACGGCAAACGUCUUUUUUUGUAUAGUGAACGAGAUAACAGACCAACACAAACGUCGGUCUGUCCUUUUCUAUUCCUUUCCCAGCGAGUCAACAUGACACCUAGCAAGUGAUCUACUGCGCACAGCCGAUGUGGGACUAAGACUGCACGAACGACUUCUUGUGGAGGGGGGAAAUGAUUAACAAGAUUUGUAUAGGAAGAACGGUUGUGUUGUAGCACAAGUGAUAUUGUUUGUAGAAGUAACCUACUAAAUGCUUUUUUGCAAGUUCUCCGUU
Salmo salar (Atlantic salmon) is the source of this 3004-nucleotide messenger RNA. It is a transcript of the gene wrap53, whose product is annotated as WD repeat containing, antisense to TP53. The record is from RefSeq and is a predicted model, not a curated record. NCBI's taxonomy places the organism in Eukaryota, Metazoa, Chordata, Actinopteri, Salmoniformes, Salmonidae. Gene Ontology annotation, molecular function: protein binding; RNA binding. Gene Ontology annotation, biological process: Cajal body organization. Gene Ontology annotation, cellular component: Cajal body.